ACCGGUUGUUGGGGGUGGAACUAGCUGUAGUUCUUUUGAUUGGAAUGUGGGUACUGAGCAGGGAUACUCCUGCACCCUCUCUACCUCUAUAAGUGGAUUUUUUUUCAGGAAAAGCUGAUGGUUUGGUACUAGAGAUGGACCACUUAUUGGUAGAUAAAGAAAUCAUGGUGUGGACAUAAGUCUCUUGGGUAGACCAUACUUUUUUAACUGAUGAGGAAGGAACCAGACUUCUUAGGAUUGCAUGGGGCCAGAAAUGGGCUGACAGAAAAUAUUUUAUAUAAAAUAUGCGAAAAUAUGUUCUGAGAAGGUUUGUGUUUGGAGGAUCAUUUGAUGAUGAUGAUAAUCUGAUGAGAAUUUUGUCGGGGUGUAGAUGUUCCCGUUUCGGAAUUCAAGGUCAAGGUCUUUUAUAUUCAUAUAUAUAUAUAUAUAUAUUUGCACAGCUAUUUGAUGAGCUAUGUUAAGGUAUGCAGAGACUUUGUGAAUUUAUUUCAAUCUAUGUUUGUAACUGCAUCUGCAGCUCUGAAAGCUUCAGGAAAAACUGAAGGAAGUUGUAUUUAGCAGACAGAGCACGGCCCUGUUGGGAUUUGAUCUUAUUUGGGGGGGGAGAGGGGUUUGAUUGUCUCUGCAACUGUUACUGAACAAUCUUCUCAUGGGUUCUUUUUAUUUGUCUAGGCAUUUGACUUUCUGACUGUCAGAUUUGUACAAAACUGGAGUCAAGGACGCAUCAUCAUCAUUAAUAUCAUCAUAAUCAUCAUCAUCUGCUUUUGCAGUUUGUUUCGAUCAAUCAUAUUUCUGUUGAGCGCAUCUGAGCGGUUGGUUGUCCGGCUAAGGCUACUAAUUUAAUUGGUUCAUAGAAAGAGGAAAAUGGGGUUUUAGUUUUAGGGGUUAGUGUAGUGGUGGACAAUGGAGGAUGCAUGUCUUAUUCAGAUGCCCAAAGGCUUGAUUUUCUAUUCUGGUUUCUCUGAGUUUGCCAAGGUAUAUUGGCUAUGGAUAUGCUGUCAGGUGUGAAAGCUGUAGAAUUGUGCCUGCUAACUAGGGAGGGAGGCUAUUGGCUCCAAAAGGCUCUAACAGAUAGGAGGAGGAUAUAAGUUAUAUCCAAUCUUAGGUUACGUCAACUAUCUUUAUCCACAAAAAGCCCAUCCAUCAAUGAGAUUAUUUCAUCUGCAGGGGAUAUUCUAAGUGUAUAGGAGGUGAAAUGCAAGUCUACGAGACUCCCAUUAUGAGUUCUGAAAUGCAUGGUUUAAUUUCUUCAGGAAUUGAAUCACUGAGCUUUUCUUCUAGAAACAUCUUCUUGGGUAGUUCGGAGGGUGAGAUGUCUAGCAGAUCGGAAGUCAUGACCACAUCAUACCAAGGGCUUGGAAAUACUAAUGCUUGGAAAAGCUUGAAUGUACAGGAAAGCAGGUCUAAUACUGCUUGGGCAGCUCCUAGUAUUGUUAUUCCUAGCAAUAUACAAGGUCUUGCCUCAUACAGUGUACAAAACAUGCCAAACUCUUUGUUAGUUGCAGGAGGAGGAGGAGGAGGAGGGGCCAGUUCUUCCUUGGAACCUUCCGAAGCUUCUCCUACAGCAAGUAUGAUGGACAUCCAUUCAACCAAUGGAUUAGCCUUUGACAACCAGAGGAGCUUUGUGGAAGGUCCUUUCAAUAUUCCUAGUUUGAUCCAUACGGUCAGUUCAGAAGUGAGUCCUUCAGUUAGAGAGUCAACCCAGACCCAAACCCAUUCUCAGUGGCAAAGCAGUGGAAGUGAUAGGAAUUUGCAGCAACAAAACCAGUUUGUGAUGUCCCAUCUCAACAAUACAGUGAAUUGGGGCGACAGACGAAGUGGGUCUCAACCAUGGAGCUCUAGGGAGCCUUUCCUUCACAACAUCUCUUCAGGACAAGAUGGAUCAGGACAGGGCCUUUCAUUAUCUCUCUCUUUCCGCCGCCCUUCAGAAAUGAAUUUGCAGGACAUAGAAAGCCAUGCAAAUGUGUUACAAAUGGAUGGAGAUAUCAAAGCAAAACCAGAAGGUUUAUUCGGGGGAACUACAGCCGGGCUCCCCUAUAGCAUUAGCUCCUCAUAUUCAAGGGAUGGGACGACUGCAGGGAAAGGAAAUAUGAAUCCAUUACAAAAUCACCCUUUGAUGAUGCAUGUCAAUGGUGGGUCAAUGCAGGGAACUUUUUCAGGCCAUGCCAGUGGUUUCAAAAACUCAGUACAUCUGAGGGCAGCACAGGAGCUUCUGUAUGAAUUUUGCAAUGUUGGGGUAGGGGAUAUUAAAUCUAACAGUAGUUCCAAGCGGAAGCCAUCUUCCAAUUUUGGUCUCUCUUAUGGAACCAGAAACGGUGAUUUUGCUGCAAAAUCUGAAGUGGGGGUGAAUCAGGAAUUAUAUGGGGGAGACAGAUUUGAACUCCAGAGACGCAAAGCAAAACUUGUAUCAAUGCUGGAAGAGGUUGACAGAAGAUACAAGCAUUAUCGCAGCCAGAUGCAGGCGAUCAUCAGUUCAUUUGAAUGUGUAACAUCUCCAGGCGGUGCAGCUCCGUACACUGCUCUGGCAUUGAAAGCCAUGUCAAGACACUUCAGAUGUCUCAGAGACGUUAUCUGUAAGCAGUUACAGAUGACAAGCAAGUCCUUGGGCGAGAAUGAAACAGUUGUCCCUGGAACAACCAGAGGAGAAACACCCAGGUUAGGAUUCCUGGAACGAAGCAUAAGACAACAGCGUGCACUUCAGCAAUUGGGAAUGAUGGAACAACACCCAUGGCGACCGCAGAGAGGCCUACCUGAACGUUCUGUCUCUCUUCUUCGUGCAUGGUUGUUUGAGCAUUUUCUCCAUCCGUAUCCAACGGAUGCCGAUAAACAUUUGUUGGCCAGGCAAACCGGUCUCACCAGAAGCCAGGUGUCAAACUGGUUCAUAAAUGCCCGAGUUAGACUUUGGAAACCGAUGGUGGAAGAGAUGUAUUUGGAAGAAGCCAAAGAAGAAAAAAUGGAUUCAGCUGCAAAAAAUGGACAAAACUCUGGAGAGAAAGAAAGAGGUGAGAGGUCCACAGCAACAAACAACAGCGAAGAGAACAAGAGUGGGGGAGGAUCUGAUAGCCAAUUUACUGCAUCUGAAGAAGAAGAAGCUGCUGCUGUAGCUUCCUUGAAGAUUCAAGAUCCUAGCAGCAGCACAGCAGCACAAACUGCCCAAGCUGAAAGCUUUGAUACCAUGAAGUUACACCAAAUCCAUUCAUCUCAGGAUGACAUGAAGAGCCUAGAUAUGGCUUUGAUUCGAGAAUCUCAAACUCUAUCAGCUAUAAAUGCUUCUCAGGGUGGCAUGAAAUUUGACCUAGCAACUUCUUACAAAAAACUUGAGGAUCACAAGGGAUUAUACACAAACAAAUCACAGGAAACCCAUGAUACAGAGAUGACUCUUGAUUUCUCUUCUUACAACAUUACUACACCCAAUACAAUGGCUGCAUAUUCUCACGAGGACUUGAAUCCUAGAAGCUUUGCAAAUGGUGGGGUGUCUUUGACAUUGGGUUUGCAUCACAGUGGAGGCCUUUCAUUUCCAAUGACUGAUGAGAAGUAUGACAAUAAUAUGUAUUUCCCCAGAGAGGAUGCCUGCAGCAAUCAAUACAAUAUGCUAGAGAAUGAGGGAAACCAAGGAAAUGGAUUCAUAGAGAGAGACUUACAAUACAGGAACUAUGUUAAUGGAAACCGGCUCUUGCAUGACUUUGUUGGAUAGAUAGUUCAACAUACCUUGAAGCAAAGUGAGGUUUGCUUAUACCCACAGAAAGGAAAGGCCAUUCACAUAUUUAUCUUCUGAUGUUUUCUCUUGGAAAAUAUCUAUAGACUUAAAAUUCGAUAGCUUUGUAUAAAAUUAAGCAAGAGAUUAAUGUUUAGCUAGCAUGUCGUAAAAAUGAUUGUUGUACGUGUUCCAUACAAAAUUAAAGAGUAAAAAAUAUUUAUGGUCGAACGAAUAACACACCAGUCUGUUGAUGUUUUACCUGAAUAGAAAAUCUCAGUAAACCCUUCAAUGGGAUUAUAGUGAAAUAUAUUUUGUUUUCUCU
Messenger RNA from Cryptomeria japonica (Japanese cedar), 4019 nucleotides. RefSeq names its product BEL1-like homeodomain protein 4. NCBI's taxonomy places the organism in Eukaryota, Viridiplantae, Streptophyta, Pinopsida, Cupressales, Cupressaceae. Gene Ontology annotation, molecular function: DNA-binding transcription factor activity, RNA polymerase II-specific; RNA polymerase II cis-regulatory region sequence-specific DNA binding. The record is from RefSeq and is a predicted model, not a curated record. Gene Ontology annotation, biological process: regulation of transcription by RNA polymerase II. The coding region runs from base 1196 to 3694 and encodes 832 amino acids. The transcript is spliced from 4 exons.